Messenger RNA from Rhagoletis zephyria (snowberry fruit fly), 1049 nucleotides. RefSeq lists its product as uncharacterized. Lineage: Eukaryota; Metazoa; Arthropoda; Insecta; Diptera; Tephritidae. The record is from RefSeq and is a predicted model, not a curated record.
AUACCUAUGUACACAUACAUAUAUGUAUGUAAUUGCAUAUUUCACAUUUUACAGUGGUUUUUACAAACUAAUUUACAUUGAAACGCUAAUUCGUUAUAAUUUAUAAUCGUUAUCAAAAAUAGUGCAUGCAAUCAUCUUACGAUAGAAAUUUUCAUUCGACAAAUAUUUGAAUACGUGUGUGUAUGUAUGAACAUUCAUGUAAAUAGUUACAUUUGCGCAUAGGUGAAAUAUAUAUAAAAAAUGUAUAGAUCGCAUUAGCUGCAAUGUUUAUUCCAUUACAACGCCUUCGAAACGCAACAACGGGUUGAAUGUGCCGCGCCAUCCACGAAUUUAGUUAUUAAAAAAUAUACAUAUAUUUAUAACUGGCUCAGGAGCUGUUUCGAAAAAAAAAAAUGUUUACAUUUGGCGCGAAAAAAUAUUUGCCAUUGCUGUGCUUGCUUUUGUGUGCACUUUGCGGAUUUUUCACCGAUGCCGUUGCGAAACCGACGAUCGCCUUCAACCUGCCACAAAGUUUUCAGGGAUUUCCAUCAUUCGCCUCUUUUACUCAGCAAUACUUCGAAAGUCGCAAUUUGCGGCAGAUGAAAACGUAUAGCGGAAAACGGCUAACUAAUGAGUCGUUAAUAAUGAUUUACUAUCACGACUCCACCAUUGCGGUUACCGAGUUAGGACCAGAGAAACUGUUGUUGGGUUGCGAAUUGAUAGAGAUUUACAAUGAAAAGGAUGGUAAAGCUCUGCUCGAAGGACUUUCCAAAUACAAUCGGCCGCUGCGAAUAACUUUCGAUGAAAUGUUGAAGUUAAUGAACCAAUGUGAACGUGUCGAUAAACUUACGUACGCCUCACGGAAUCGAGCCAAAGCCAUAGAUGUCAAUACGAAUAACGAUAGCUCAGCAAAUAAUAAUAAUAAUGGUGUUACCAAUUUGGCAGCAAAUAUAUUUCCGAAAAGUCCAUUUUCAUUGUUGAGCGGCAUAAUACCGGGCACAAAAUGGUGCGGCACUGGCGACAUUGCGGAAACCUAUAGUGACCAUAGGAGCGUUCUCGUCGCCACAUGA